AUGGAUCCUUUCACGAUCGUGUCGACAGUGGUCGCGCUUGCUGUCGCCACGUACUUGCUCAUCCUUAAGCGAUACCAGUACUGGACGGACCGCGGAGUUCCUCAGGCACAACCGGAGUUCCUGAUUGGCAAUGUACGGAACGUGCGGCGUACGGUUCACCUGGCGGUACGAUUCCAGGAGAUUUACAACGAAGUGAAGGGCAAACAUCCGUUCGGUGGGUUCUACAUGUUCCUGAAGCCCGUGGCUCUGAUCACGGACCUGGAGCUGCUGAAGUGUGUAUUUGUGAAGGACUUCCAGUACUUCCACGAUCGUGGAAACUACUACAACGAGAAGCAUGAUCCGAUUUCGGCGCAUCUCUUCAACUUGGAGGGGCAAAAGUGGCGCAAUUUGCGCAACAAAAUUUCCCCCACGUUCACCUCCGGCAAGAUGAAGAUGAUGUACCCGACGAUGGUGGCGGCCGGAAAGCAGUUGACGGACUUUAUGGAGGAUUCGGUUCAGCACAACGUUGAGUUCGAGUUGAAUGAUUUGUUAUCGCGCUUCACGACGGACGUGAUCGGGAUGUGCGCGUUCGGCAUCGAUUGCAACACCAUACGCAAUCCAGACGAAGAGUUUCGUGUGAUGGGAAAAAAGAUCUUCCAGCGUUCGCAAAAUCUCGUGAAGCUCUUCCUCGUAAACAUGCUACCCAGCGUUGCGAAGGCUAUCGGUAUCCCGGUAUUCGAACCCGACGUGUCUGCGUUCUUCAUGAAAGUGGUGCGCGAUACGAUCAAGUAUCGAGUGGAAAACAACGUUCAGCGCAACGACUUUAUGAACAUCCUGAUCGGGAUGCGCAGCGAUAAGGAAAGCAAGUCGGAUGAUGAAACGCUGUCGUUCAACGAGAUCGCAGCCCAAGCGUUCCUGUUUUUCCUGGCCGGUUUCGAUACAUCAUCCUCCUUGCUGUCGUUCACGCUGUACGAGCUGGCGAUGAACCAGGAGCUGCAGGACAAAGUGCGAGUCAGCAUUCGGGAGGUGCUCGAGCGUCACAACGGCGAGCUGACGUAUGACGCAAUGAUGGAAAUGGAUUACCUGGAGCGGGUGAUGAAAGAAACACUGCGCAAAUACCCUCCAAUAUCGGUUCAUUUUCGGGUGGCCACGAAGGAUUAUUUGGUGCCCGGGACGAAGACGGUAAUCGCAGCCGGGACAACGCUCAUGGUGCCCGUGAACGCGAUCCAGCGUGAUCCGCAGCACUUCCCGGACCCCGAACGGUUCGAUCCGGAUCGGUUCACGCCGGCAGAGGAAGCCAAGCGCCAUCCGUACGCGUGGACACCGUUCGGGGAGGGCCCAAGGAUGUGCGUUGGGCUGCGGUUCGGGUUGAUGCAGGCGCGAGUCGGACUGGUUUCGCUGCUGAUCCGGUUCCGAUUUUCUGCCGGACCGAAAACCGUCUAUCCGAUGGUACUGGACCCGAAAAGCGUGAUUUUGUCUCUCGAAGGCGGCAUGUGGUUGAAGGUGGAAAAACUUUAA
Messenger RNA from Anopheles bellator, 1497 nucleotides. Its product is annotated as probable cytochrome P450 6a23. Bases 1 to 1497 code for a protein of 498 amino acids. Lineage: Eukaryota; Metazoa; Arthropoda; Insecta; Diptera; Culicidae. Gene Ontology annotation, molecular function: monooxygenase activity; heme binding; oxidoreductase activity, acting on paired donors, with incorporation or reduction of molecular oxygen. The record is from RefSeq and is a predicted model, not a curated record. The transcript has 2 exons.